AUGGUACUCAAGGGCAAACUCCAACUCCUGCUUCACACAUUCACCCUGGUAGGCAUCCCGGGGCUGGAGACUGCCCACCUCCAGCUCUCCAUCCCUUUCACUGGCAUUUACAUUCUGUCCCUCACAGGGAACUGCACAAUCCUCUUUGUCAUCGGGAGCAAUCUGAGGUUCCACGAGCUCAUGUCCAUGCUGGCCAUCACUGAUUUGGGUUUGUCUCUGUCUACACCACCAACUGUGAUGAGUGUUUUCUGGGUCAACUACAGGGAAAUCAGUUUUGACGCCCAUUUUAAUCAGCUUUAUUUUGUUCAUUCCUUCUCUUUCAUGGAGUCCUCGGUGCUUCUGGCCAUGGCCUUUGAUCGCUAUGUGGCCAUCUGCUACCUAUGGAAAUACUCUUGCAUCCUCACUGGUGCCAGGAUAGCCAAGGUUGGGGUGGUUGCUCUGUGCAGGCACCUCUUAGGAAUGCUGCCAUCACUCUUGUUGCAGAGAAGGCCGCCCUUCUGCUGGUCCCAUAUGCUCUCCCAUGCCUACUGCCUGCGUCAGGACCUGAUCAAGCUGGUGUGUGCAGACAUUAUGUUCAACAGCAUGUAUGGGUUAGCUGUGUUCAUCUUUGUAAUGGUACUAGACCCGUUGUUCUGCCAUGUUAUAACCUGUAAGACAAUUCUGAGCAUCUCAUCCCAGAGGGAGCAUCUCAAGGCUUUGAAUCCUGUCCUGUACAUCCCCAUGGUUGGCUUGUCCAUGGUUCCCUGUUUCGGCGAACAUGCUUCCCGUUUUGUUCACAUCCCGCUGGCCAGCAUCUCCCUGCUGGUUCCCCCUGUGCUGAACCUCAUCAUAUACAGCAUAAAAAAGAAACAGAUCUGCAGGGGUGUCCUCAAGGUCCUCAUGCCGAGGAAGAGCUUCUCCCCAUGGCAACACAGCACAUACGCUGACCUGUCCAUGUGUUUUCUUGUCACAGAGCAGCUUUUGCAGCCACUGUCUAUCGCGAAAGCCCUCAGCACCACCAUCUCCCAGCCUGCCAAGCUGCACCUCAGAGGGAUGGAGCGUGUGAGGAUGACAGCAGGGACCUGCCUCAAUUUGAGCAUCAUCUUCGUUUAUAAGUGCCUCGCCUGA
Chroicocephalus ridibundus (black-headed gull) is the source of this 1107-nucleotide messenger RNA. RefSeq names its product olfactory receptor 51Q1-like. Lineage: Eukaryota; Metazoa; Chordata; Aves; Charadriiformes; Laridae. Gene Ontology annotation, cellular component: plasma membrane. Gene Ontology annotation, biological process: G protein-coupled receptor signaling pathway. The record is from RefSeq and is a predicted model, not a curated record. Gene Ontology annotation, molecular function: olfactory receptor activity; G protein-coupled receptor activity.